Messenger RNA from Oncorhynchus gorbuscha (pink salmon), 1266 nucleotides. Its product is annotated as ankyrin repeat and SOCS box protein 16-like. NCBI's taxonomy places the organism in Eukaryota, Metazoa, Chordata, Actinopteri, Salmoniformes, Salmonidae. Gene Ontology annotation, molecular function: transcription cis-regulatory region binding; protein binding. The record is from RefSeq and is a predicted model, not a curated record. Gene Ontology annotation, biological process: intracellular signal transduction; positive regulation of transcription by RNA polymerase II. Gene Ontology annotation, cellular component: nucleus.
AUGUGGACCAUGAGCUCCAAGAUCAAGCAGACAUCUGCAUUACGUCUGGCAGCCAGCAAGGGACACUCAGGCUGUGUGGAGGAGCUGCUGUUUCGAGGGGCGGAGGUGGAUGCUGACCCUGGUGGCAGCACAGCCCUGCAUGAUGCCUGUAUAGAUGGCCAUGACAGCUGUGUCCAGCUGCUGCUAGCCCACGGAGCAGACCCUGACCUGCUGGCAGAAGACGGCAGUGCACCCCUUCACCUCUGCAGCACAGCCCAGACAUUUCAGUGUGCUGAGCUGCUGGUGACGGGUGGGGCAGAGGUCAAUGUGUUGACCAGUGACAAAGAUACGCCCCUCCAUGUGGUGGCUCGUCGGGAUCUGGAGGAGCAUGUGAAGCUCUUUCUGUCCCAUGGAGCUGACGUGUCAGCCAGGAACCGUGAGGGGGAGACCCCCCUGAAUGCAGCCUGUGGUGGGGCUGAGAGGCCUGCCGAGGCUGGGCGGUACCUCCGCGUGGUCCAGAUGCUGCUGGGAGCUGGGGCUGACCCCUGCACUGCAGGCAGGAAACACCACACACCUCUACACAACGCCUGUAGUAACUGCAGCCCACGCAUUGCAGAAAUUUUACUACAACACGGAGCCAAAGCAGACGUGCAGAACUGUGCAGGAUACACACCCAUGGACUGUCUGUUACAGGUGGUGGAGGACUAUCCAGACCAGCAUCCGGAGGCUGUAGCACGCUCCCUCCUAAACCACGGGGCCAAGGCCGGUAAAAGCUUGAUGCUGAAGCUCUGCCUCAUCUCCCCUGCCACCCUGGAGGUAAUGCUGAACUGCUAUGCUGUUGUCCCUUCCUGUGAGGAAUGGAUGCAGUCUAUCCCUCUUGAGAUACAUGAGACGCACCAGGUUUUCUUUGACUCUGUGAGGCAGAUGACGAGCCAGCCUCGCUCCCUGCAGCACCUGUGCCGCUGUGCUCUGCGCCGCCACUUAGGAAAAGGUAUCGACGCCGCUAUCAGUAGAUUGGACAUCCCCAGCUCUCUGAUGGAGUAUCUACUACUUCGGAAUGACGGGGAGAUCCGGUGAAUAAAGUGAAACACGUGGGACAGAAGCCAAGAGAGAGAAUGAUUGGCAUUUACAAUAACUAAAAGAAUGGUUGCAAUAAUUUGUGUUUUCUGUAUUAAUUUAUUAAUAAAUCAACUUUUUAUUUUGCCUAUGAAAAUAUGAUACUAUUUUUCGGAACUAAUUUAUGUUCUUGUAUGAAUUGCAUUUGUAUGGACGAACCACCCACUACAG